GCGCUCUCUCGCCGCCUCCUGGAGAGCAGUCGCGUUCCUGCACAGCCUUCGAGCACCUCGGUGGACACGUACAAACCGCGCUUGCACCCUCGAGUGGUCUGUGGCGAGUGGGCGACCGCCCGGUCCACCAGAGGUGAUGAAGUACCUCUUCGCCGCCAUUGACGCGCGACUGGCGCGCUCGAAGGACGGCGGCACUGCACCUCCUCCCCGCGGUCACCACCUCGACCCCGAUGAGCUCAAGCGCCUCAUCAUCGAGGCUUCCGAGGCCGUCGACGACAAGUCGGCCGCCAACGACUUCCAGGAGACGCUCGAGCGCAUCGUCAACGAGAUCCGCAACACGACCGAGCACUCGGGCCCGUUCCUGCAAAAGGUCCGCAAGGCCGACGUGCCCGACUACUAUGACGUCAUCAAGCGGCCGAUGGACCUCGCGACGUUGCUCAAGAAGGUUAAGCAGCAGUCGUACCGCACCAAGAAGGCGUUCGCCGAGGACCUCGACCUCAUCUGGUCCAACUGCCUGCACUACAACUCGCACCCGAGCCAUCCGCUGCGAGCGUCCGCCGAGGCCCUGCGCGCCAAGUCGAACCAGCUCCUCGAGUUCAUCACCGACCCGGCCCUCACGCAGCGUCAGCUCCUCAUGGCCUCGGUCGGCGUUCACCGGGCGGGCAGUACUCGGAUCGGGACGCCGGACGAGGACGCAGACGCCGACAGCGAGGACGAGGACGUUCGGAGCAAGCGCGGCGUCAGCGAGCGGUUGCUCAACGGCGUCAACGGCGAUUAUCAUCGCGACUCGGCGUCGCCCGCACCCUCACGCUCUGCGACGCCCAGUCUCGCCCGUCGCCUGAACCGCAAGAUCAGUACAGCUCCUCUCGCCCGUAUCUCGGCCUCGCCCGAACCGACACCUGCGCCGACCGAGCUGCCGUUCGAGGAGCACCUCGCCUUUGUCCGCACGCCGCAGGGCAUGCAGGAGUUCCUCCUUCUCGACCAGGAGCUCACCCGCCUCGAGGGCUCGGGCUUCAAGCCGGUUCGCUCGUCCGCCCUCCUCCCGCCGUCCGCCUUUGGCCCGUCCGCCUCGACCUCGACCACGCUCGGCCCACCUGCGCACAAGAAGCGCAAGAAGGAGCAGGUCGCCGACCUCGUCUCGCGCCUCAACCCGGACGUCCUCCCCUCGACUGCCGCACCUCCUCCUCCCGCCGCCGUCGACACGCCGCCCAGCUCGUCCGCCCCGACCCCUGCACCCCCUCCUCCUUCCUCUCGAUCUCGCCCCCGCAACCCCGACGACCCGCUCGAGUCGCUGUGGUGGGACGUCGUCGGGCCCUGCACGACCUCGUCGUCGCUCCUCUUCUCGGGCUCGGCGCCGCCACCGCCGCCGCCCGAGACCAACGGCCUCAACGGCCACUCGACCUCGGCGUCGUCCUCGUCGGAGCGCGCAGCGCCACCUGCACCGCCUGCGCCACCCGCACUCGCGGCGGGCAUGCCGCACGCGCCCUGGGUCGGCUACUGCGCGACGCCACGCACGUCGGCCGUCGGGCUGUCGGCGAGCGGCGCGCGCCUCGGCGCGCAGAAGGGCAAGGGCAAGGCGCGGGCCGACGAUGCGCCGGCGGCGCCGAGGGGCAAGAAGCGCGCUGCGCGUGCGGCGGGAGGAGCGGGGGAGCGUGGAGGUGCGCCCAAGGCGGACGGGCUCGCGGUGCGCAUGAGGAGGAACUGCGAGACGCUGCGGAUGAUCAGGAGGGUCGGCGACACGCUCGCGCGCGAGAGCACGGCGGGCGAGAUGGAGAGCCCGUACGUGUCGGCGUCCGAGGGCGACGACAACGAGGAGGAGGCGGGUCCGGGCGAGGUGGGCGAGGGGCAGGAGCAGCGCUCGGCCAAGCGCCGCCGGGCGAGGACGGGCCUCGUCAGGGUGUCGGGCAUCCCUCAGGACGCGAUGCGGUGCACGGCGACGAGGGGCACGGCGGCGAGGGAGGCGAUGCGGGCGGUCGGCGCGGGUCUGCUCGAGCACGCCGGGUUCGAGGGCACGAGCGGCGGCGCGCUCGACGUCCUCGGGCACCUUGCGGGCGAGUACCUGAGCAACCUCGGGCGCACGCUGCGGUUCUACGCCGACCGGUACAGCACCGACCUGAGCGAGAAGGACAUCCUCACACGUACCCUGUCCGAGAACGGCGUCCCGUCGCCGUCGCACCUGUCGGCGCACGUCACCGAGGACGUCGACCGUUACGGCCAGCGCCUGUCGGACCUCCUCGCCAAGCUCGAGCGCACCCGCCAGGACCAGCUCGACGCCUUUUUCGCGCCGUCUGCCGCCGCCACCGACGAGCUCGAGCGCGCCGAGAAGGUGUUUGACGCCGACGAGGCGUUUGUCGACGGCGCGUGGGCGACCCGGAUCGGCGAGCACUACUUUGGCGUCGCCGACCAAGGGCUCGACACCGAGCUCGCCGUGCAGAGCCUCGUCCUCCCCAAGUGGCUCCUGCGCGGCGAGCCGCGACCGCUCGACAACGAGUCGACGAGCUCGACCCUCGCCUACUCGCCACCUCCCUCGUUCGUGCCCCUCACGCCCUCGUCCAUCUCUGCCCAGAUCGGCCUCCUCCAGCCCUUCUACCACCUGCGCGCGUCGCACGCCUCCCUCGGCCUCACCGAGGACCCGUCCCUCUCGCCGCAGGCCCUCGCCCUCGCGCACGGCGGCGUCGCACGCGCCAAAGCCGGCGGCACGCGCCACAAGGUGCCGCCCUCGGGCCGGAUCCCGUUCAAGGGCAAGAAGCGGCCAGAGGACCCGACCCUGCCCGGCGCCAUCGCCGCCCUGCUCCAGGGCGCCAACGAGCCCGUCAAGAAGAAGAAGCGCAGCAAGGCGCUCGCCGUCGUCGAGGAGGUGCCGGUCGAGAGCGGGGCCGAGUGAGCAGAGGGCGCGAGGCGCGCGAGGGACUGAGCGGCGACCGAGGAGGACGCGAGAAGGCGAAAAGCAGACGCAGUGCCCCUGUUGAAUACUAGAGCAGUGCUUCCAAGG
This is a messenger RNA of Rhodotorula graminis WP1, 2992 nucleotides long. RefSeq lists its product as uncharacterized. Gene Ontology annotation, molecular function: structural molecule activity; protein heterodimerization activity. NCBI's taxonomy places the organism in Eukaryota, Fungi, Basidiomycota, Microbotryomycetes, Sporidiobolales, Sporidiobolaceae. Gene Ontology annotation, biological process: regulation of transcription by RNA polymerase II. Gene Ontology annotation, cellular component: SAGA complex; SLIK (SAGA-like) complex. The transcript has 10 exons. The record is from RefSeq and is a predicted model, not a curated record. The coding region runs from base 137 to 2884 and encodes 915 amino acids.